Pongo pygmaeus (Bornean orangutan) is the source of this 2647-nucleotide messenger RNA. It is a transcript of the gene KRT82, whose product is annotated as keratin 82. The coding region runs from base 59 to 1600 and encodes 513 amino acids. Gene Ontology annotation, cellular component: keratin filament. The transcript has 9 exons. Gene Ontology annotation, molecular function: structural constituent of skin epidermis. The record is from RefSeq and is a predicted model, not a curated record. Gene Ontology annotation, biological process: intermediate filament organization; keratinization. Lineage: Eukaryota; Metazoa; Chordata; Mammalia; Primates; Hominidae.
AUCAUCCUGCCCCCGUUCUUUCCUCCAGGGCCCCAUUUCUCUUCCUGUCUCUCCUGCCAUGUCGUACCACUCCUUCCAGCCAGGCUCCAGGUGUGGCAGUCAGAGUUUCAGCUCAUACUCGGCUGUCAUGCCCCGGAUAGUUACUCACUAUGCAGUGAGCAAGGGGCCAUGCCGGCCCGGGGGUGGUGGGGGCCUCCGAGCUCUGGGCUGCCUCGGCUCACGGAGCCUGUGCAAUGUGGGCUUUGGGAGGCCCCAGGUAGCCUCCAGGUGUGGAGGUACCCUGCCUGGCUUCGGGUACCGACUGGGGGCCACCUGUGGGCCUUCUGCCUGCAUCACCCCUGUCACCAUCAAUGAGAGCCUGCUGGUCCCACUGGCACUGGAGAUCGACCCAACCGUGCAGAGGGUAAAGAGGGAUGAGAAGGAGCAGAUCAAGUGCCUCAAUAACCGCUUCGCAUCUUUCAUCAACAAGGUCCGUUUCCUGGAGCAGAAGAACAAGCUGCUGGAGACCAAGUGGAACUUCAUGCAGCAGCAGAGGUGCUGCCAGACCAACAUCGAGCCCAUCUUUGAGGGCUAUAUCAGCACCCUUCGGCGGCAGCUGGACUGUGUGUCCGGGGACCGCGUGAGGCUAGAGUCAGAGCUCUGCAGCCUCCAGGCUGCACUGGAGGGCUACAAGAAAAAAUACGAAGAGGAGCUCUCCCUGCGUCCCUGUGUCGAGAAUGAGUUUGUUGCCUUGAAGAAGGACGUGGACACAGCCUUCCUGAUGAAGGCUGACCUGGAGACCAACGCAGAGGCACUCGUGCAGGAGAUCGACUUCCUGAAAGGCCUGUAUGAGGAGGAGAUCUGCCUGCUCCAGUCUCAGAUCUCAGAGACCUCGGUCAUUGUGAAGAUGGACAACAGCCGGGAGCUGGACGUGGACGGCAUCAUCGCUGAGAUCAAGGCGCAGUAUGACGACAUCGCCAGCCGCAGCAAAGCCGAAGCCGAGGCCUGGUACCAGUGCCGGUAUGAGGAGCUGAGAGUCACAGCUGGGAACCACUGUGACAACCUCCGCAACCGUAAGAACGAGAUCCUGGAAAUGAACAAGCUGAUCCAGCGACUGCAGCAAGAAAUCGAGAAUGUCAAAGCCCAGCGCUGCAAACUUGAGGGUGCCAUAGCUGAGGCAGAGCAGCAGGGCGAGGCAGCUCUCAACGAUGCCAAGUGCAAGCUGGCAGGGCUGGAGGAGGCUCUGCAGAAGGCCAAGCAGGACAUGGCCUGUCUGCUCAAGGAGUACCAGGAGGUGAUGAACUCCAAGCUGGGCCUGGACAUCGAGAUCGCCACCUACAGGCGCCUGCUGGAGGGUGAGGAGCACAGGCUGUGCGAAGGCAUCGGGCCCGUGAAUAUCUCAGUGAGCAGCUCCAAAGGCGCCUUCCUGUACGAGCCAUGUGGGGUCAGCACGCCUGUCCUCAGCACUGGCGUCCUCAGGAGCAGUGGGGGCUGCAGCAUCGUGGGUACUGGUGAACUGUAUGUCCCCUGCGAGCCCCAGGGUCUACUGAGCUGUGGGAGCGGGCGGAACUCCAGCACGAAGCUAGGAGCUGGGGGCAGCUCCCCCAGCCACAAGUGUUAGCAUGACCCCAGACAUCCAGGAGACAGGGCCCCUGCCCCAUGGCCCUGGAUGUCACACUCCCACCAGGGCUGAAGACAAGGAUGUUCCAAAACCCCACCUCCCUGUAUUGACUCCACAUUCCCCUCCAGUGUUCCCUCCUUGGGAGCUGGGCUGCCCCUAGGACCCCUCCUUUGCCUCAUGAGUCACCUUCCACUCACCUGUGUGCAGACCCUCAGCUAGGCCCAGAUGGUGGGGACAGACGGCAGAGAAAGAGAAUGCAUUGCUCUUAACCGCAGAAUGGCAAUAACCCCCAAAAGGUCAAAUGGGCACACCACAGUUCUGCUCUGUGGAUCAUCCCAUGGAAGUUUCCUCACAAAGCCAGCUCCUCUUCCACCACAGGCUCCACACUGCCCUUACUUCAGGCUCUCAUGCCCCUAAGAAAAGUGAAUUUCCUUUAACACCACCUGAAACAUGCACACUGCAAAUAUCAAAAGGAGACACCCCCAAAUCCCACUCUAAAUUCCAAAGUCAAGUGCCACGAUUUCAGGAUCUGUCAGGACCUGCCAAUGUCCUCUCAGCACAGAGAAUCAAGAGGUGGCCUUUGGGCAGUAGAUUUACUUUCUCAGGUAUGUUGAACCCAAACUAUGAGAAUAAAUCUUUCUCCUGAGCUCACAUUGGCAGGUGAUGUCAGGCAAAUGCCUAGAACAAAGGGCAAAGGGAUAUGGAAUGUUUACUGGACAGAUGGAAAACCAAAAACAGAUAUCAUUUGCUCAGUGGAAUUAGUCCCGCCUCCACCCAUCCCCUUCUGUACACAGCCGCCCCUUCCUGUUCCCCAUCCCUUUAGCUCCUUUUGCUUUGAGUGUGAUAUGACAGUGAUGUGGGGCUGCCCCAGCUGACUUGAAGGCCCUGGCUCAGGAGCUCACAGAUGGAGGAGGUGUGGGCUGACUCUACCUCCCAGAAGCCCCUCAUGCCAAGCCUGUCCCACUGGGGCUCCAGGGCCUCUUCCCUGAACAUCUGGGCUUCUGUUCAAAAUAAACCUACUCUGUUUGUGGAUUAUAGAAAUCAGGA